AAAACUGUUCAUUACCAGAUUGUUCAGCACUCCAACGUAUUAAUGUUUCCCUUUGAAAAUUAUCACUUUUUCUAAUAUUUUUUCUAAAUUUCCACCGCGUAAAGUGGCAGAAAAUCGUGAAUAAUUCCACCUUUCGGCCGGGCGUUGAUUGGCAGAUCCCGCCAUGUUUUAGUAUGUGUUUUUGACGCGGCAGCACUUUCGCCAUGCACCGAACGCUUGUGGACAUUUUCUCGAAUUUCUUCUCAUAAGGCUACAAUAAAUCCUGCGUACUAUGGAAGAUGUCUCAAAAGAUUCUGGGCACAGGCCUAGCGUUUCUAUGCCUUCAUUAGAUGCCGUCGAUGAUUUCCCGGCACAAACCGCCACUACCGAAGAAAAUAAAAUUUCCCCGUUUGUUAAUACCGAUUCGUUUAUAUCCACGGCUUCUACGGAAACUUUGGAAUCUGCAGGAGCGUCCAUAGACAGUUUUUCUGAGGAAAAUACCAUUACUGCUGUUGACAUCUCUGCUGAUAAUUCACAAUCACCGGAGGCAUUUUCUGCUGAGAGUUUGAUUGAACAAAACUCACAGGCUGCCUCAGUACCAAGUGAACAACAAAAUUUUGAACAAGAUAUUAGUGGCCAACCUUUGUUAGAGAGUGCCCCAACUGGUGAGAUAAUUGAUCCUAAAAUAACAGGAGAGGCUCCUCCUGAGGCCUUGGAUGAAGCUGAAUCUGAUGUGUUGAGGCCUGAAGGUCUCGAUGAAUCACAGGUGGAAGAAGAUCCCUCAAUUGCAAUAGAUCAAUUUAUUAAAAAAAUUGCUGAUGAACAACUCAGUUCUAAGAGAAUCGAGGAGCGCAAGGAGGAAGAGGCACAAGAAGAUACCGAAUUGAUUUUAUCAGACAAUAAGGGAUCCAUUGAACAAGAAGAGAAUGUUUUAACUCAGAGUAAUAUAUCAGAUAAUGCAUCUCAAAAUUGUGAGCCAGUAGAUAGUUCUCUACUGGAGGAACCUAGUACUGAGGCUGAUCCACUGGAUGAUUUAAUGACUCAAGAUAAAGCUGUAAGUAGUGAACCAGCUGCUGAACCCAUGGAGGUGGACAGUGAGAUUCAGUCUGCUGAAGAACCCAAGACAGACACAAAAUUGUCUGAAGUUGAUGAGCAGAUGAGUGAAGAUCAUGAUAACAUGGAGGCUGAAUCAAUUGAGCAAAUCCAAAAAGAAAUUAUGAAAAUGCCUCCUAAAAAAAUCACAGCUAAUGAAGAACUGUAUAAACCGCCUGAAAUAGUUAAAGAGGAAGUUAACUCCAAUGGAACUCACUCUGAAGAAGAGAACAUCGCCCAAAUAUUCGGAACUGAGGAACCGAAAACGAAAAUCCUUAAAGCAGCAUUGGAAAAUGAGUUUCCUACACCCACCAUUGCGGAUUCAGCCGAUGUGGCUAAAGAUCCAAAACUAAUUGAGAAAGCCAAAGAUGAAUUAAAAAAACUUGAUGUGCUGGUUUGUGGAGAAUGCCACACCACCUUCUAUUACAUUGCAGAUUUUGCCGAGCAUAAGAAAAGCGGCUGCUCUCAGAAGCAAGCGACCAAAGAUUGCGAAUCGGAAGGGAGAUCGCAAGUAUGGGGAUUUAUGUUGUGGAAAGUGAAACAGACAAUGGACCUAACCGUUGCACCCUCCGCAUGGUCGUUGUACGAAAAAUGGUGCAAGCUCCCUCAGGAUGAUCGGGAUGCCUGGAUCACGGCAGGGCAAGCAAUUCAAUUCGCCACAAAAAUAGGAACGUCCAAAGUGACUGAAGUGAAACCGGCAAAACCUGCUAAACAAACUACGGUUCAAAGGGUUACAAACCUUAUUUCCCCUUCGAAGGAAUCUGACAGCAACAAAGAAAACGCUACUAUAGACCUAGAGAACCAAGUAUCCAACAUUUUAAAGAGGGGAGAUUCAAAAACCACUAAAUUAAACAGUGAUGUUAGCCUCGUCUCCAGCGUUAAGACUUCGCCUACUUACGCUACUAGCGGCGGGCAGAAGCCUCAAAUUAUAAACGCAUCUUUAUUAUCAACUCCUAAUUCUUCUGCGCAGAAGGACGAAUUCGUUGUCGAGAAGAUUAUGGCCAAGCGGUUCAAUCCGAGAAAGAAGACUUGGGAGUAUAACAUUAAAUGGGAACAUUUUGGACAUGAUUCAAACACGUGGGAGCCGGUAAGCAACUUGAGUCAUUGCAAAAAGAUGCUGGAACAGUUCGAGGAGCAACUGAAAAAGAUGAAAGAAGAGAAGGCGAAACAGGCCGCCCAGUCCACCAAGUUGCGCGGCAGACCGUCGAAUCCAAAACCCGGUGUCGCGUCUGCUAGUAAUUACGUACCGAUUGCUCCCAAGAUAGGUCUUCCUACCAUCAGCAACAUCGUUGGAGGCGUUAGUGACGAUUAUGGCGGCGUGUCGAGUAAUAGACCUCAACGUUCUUGCAAACAAAAAGCGAUGAACCAAGUAAAAGAGUGGUGCGGAACCAUAUCGGACGAAGAGGGUGGUGUGAAAAGAAAACACGAAUCGGACGAAAGUGAUGAUGAUUUUGACGACAAAAGGAUCAAAUUGGAAGAGGAUUCAGACUUUUCUGAUAAGGAUGUCGUUAAAGUGAAACCAACUCCUGUUAAAAAAGUCACAAUAACGCCAGUAAAGUCCACAUCAAAAUCAACGAGCUCAGUUAAAAACGGAAACAACACCCAACAAGUUUUACCCUCGAACAUUCUGAUCCCUGAUGCUAACGGAGUCGUCAGAAUUAACCAGAAGCAGCUGCCCUCUCUCAGCUCGGGAGUCUACAUCAUGUCCAAGACUGCUGGAAUCAUCAAACUGGACUCGACAACGUCCAAAGUAGCAACUAGCGGCGGGCAAACCAUAGUCAAAGUCGCCCCGAAAGUUGGACAGACUCAGAUUAAAAUUGUUAAAAAGGACGGAAAUACGACCAAGCAAAUUAUACAGGUCGCUCCGAAAAACAGCGGCAGUCUUACUUCGCCCAUUAAAAUUGCUCCUAAACCUUCGAGCAUGGUUACCAGUACACCUAAUAGAAUAACAUCAUCUCAGAUGAAAAUGCGAAAGGAAAUCAAAAAAGGUACGCCCGCCGAUACCACCCCAAGAAUAUUGCAAAAGAAGGUUAUCCCGCCGGUAAAAGAGUUACCGAAACCAAAAGAACCCGAGUCUGAUUCGGACGAUGGACUGGAACCGUUACCGUUCCCUAGUCCGGACGAACCCAUUCCCGAUAUGGAUGAAGAAAAGGAGCCGGAAGAUUUCAUAUUGGAUCCCGAAACAGGGAAAAUUGCUGGUGUGGAAUAUGUAGACAAACCGGUCGUUAUCAAGGAAGAACCAAAGCCGAAACCGAUAACUUCUACCAGUCACGAGCUGGAAAAUAUCGUUAAGUUGGCAGCGGCGGAUUUAUCAGAUGACGAUCUUCAAAAUAGUGACAGUAUGGAUGAAUCCAUGUUAUCGUUCGUCCCAGAAAUUAAAUCGGAACCCAAAACAGAGUCGACGGUUACGCGCAAAGUGCCGAAAUACGUUCCCUCGCAGAACCAAUCGAUCUUGAACAGAAGUUUGACCCAAGGUCACCAAAAACCACUGGUGACUCCAUCUGCCAAAUCGGUAAGCCUGCAACAGAGACGUCCGGUCCCGAAAAUGACCACACAGAUCGUGCAACAGAGGGCGCCAGCUCAACCUAGGACGGUCGUAAGGCACGUUAUCGAGCCAUCCAGACUUGGAGGUAAUGUCAAUGUUAUCCGGAAAACAGUGACUUCGACGCCGAAACCGAGGAGCAGUCUGCCCAUGCAAAAACCGAUGGCUUCUCCGCUUCAGCCCGCCAGGACAUAUUCGGCGAUGGGAGGCAUCAGACAGUCCAGCGCCGGAAAUAAGGUUCAAGUGUUUUCGUCAAAAUCGAAUGUUGCCGCCAGCCACACCACCGCACAAAUGCAGGGCGGCAUGAGGAGAAUCGGAAAUACCAUCGUUAGGUCGUCCAACAACCAAAUGGUCCAAAGGCAACAACAGGUGCAACAAAAACCGAUCGCCAGAAUUGUACAAAGGCCAAUUGGCAGCCCGGUAAAGAAACCGAUGAUGCAACAAGUAACCAAAACCGUAUCGCCUACUAAACCUAAAACGGUCAUUAGUAUGCCAAGUUUAACCGAUGAUGUCUCCUCUUCGCCGAAACCGCAACAGGCCAAACCUGUACAAAAACCGAUUGCGGUACCCAAACCCGCUCCGGUCAUUAAACAGGAACCGGUACUCAAAAUGGAGAUGCCGGAGGAACCGACGACUGCAGCCGAAACUGCCGACGCGGAACAAACUGAUUGGUCAACAUUCACCAUGGCGGAUGGUGAGGAUCCGAUAUAUGUCACCGGGGACGACGGUACGAUAUAUCAAGUGGCCGGGCGUAAUGAACAGGGCCAAACCAUCUUAAUAACACAAGGCCCAGACGGUCAACAACAAUGCCUAUUAGUCACAAAUGAAAUAAGCGAAAUGACCGCAGACGAACCGCAGCCCAGUACUAGUAGUACCGCCACUACAGUGACGGCUCCCGUGGAAACCACUGAAAGUGCAAUUACUACUACGGUAGAAGCUCCAAUGCCAGAAGUGCCAGUUGCUCCAGUUUCGGUAGGUGAGCCCAUGGACGAAAGUAAUUUGCAUACGCCCCUUCAAAUUAAAACCGACGCGGCCGAAUUGGAGGAGGAUGAUGGGAUGCAGGACCAAGUUGUCGCGCAAGUUGUUAGGGCGGAACCUCCUAGUCCGGGUGGAUCACAUAAAGUGGUAGUGAUGCUACCAGACGGUAAUUUAAUGGUGACGAAAGUAUCUCCAGAGGAGUUUGCUAGUUUAGAGUUAGAAUAAAGCUAGAUUUUUUUAUACGUUUAACGUUGACUUUAAAAGUUUCAUCUAUUUGUAAUUUCAUCUCGGAUCUUACUUUAUAGGGGUUUAAAGUUGUUUUUGUUAUAAGUUUCUUUGGGUUUCAUAAGAUUUUAAUAUUUUCUGAAAACGAUCUGAUCACCCUCCUACAUAGUAAGUUCCGAAUUUUAGUUUUUGUUGAUGUCUCGACCUGUUCUUAAAACGUUAAAAUAUAGUCUGACCGGCGUCGAGUCAUUCAAAUUUCAUUUUUAUCAUGUUAUAAACUUGUACAAAUUACAUAUUAAUAUUAUUAUGUAGGAUAGGAUAUUUUUAGCUUAUAUUAUUAUUACCUUUUCUUAGAUUUAUAGCACAUGUUUCAUUAAACCGCAUAUGCGAUUGUUUUGUGGUAAAUGUUUCUUUUUCUUUCAAUUUUCUUUUAAGCUGAGGAACGAGUUACUUUUGAACACGUUGCAAUAUUAGAUGCAACGGCAGUCAAAAUUAUUGUACAUUUUGUUUGUAUGUACAUAUUGCCCCAACUUUAACAUGUAUCACUGGGUAUCAUUGUCAAUAAAUGAUUUUAGUAUCUUGAA
Anthonomus grandis grandis is the source of this 5400-nucleotide messenger RNA. RefSeq lists its product as uncharacterized. Gene Ontology annotation, molecular function: chromatin binding. The coding region runs from base 272 to 4816 and encodes 1514 amino acids. The record is from RefSeq and is a predicted model, not a curated record. The transcript has 24 exons. Gene Ontology annotation, biological process: chromatin organization; negative regulation of transcription by RNA polymerase II. Gene Ontology annotation, cellular component: pericentric heterochromatin. NCBI's taxonomy places the organism in Eukaryota, Metazoa, Arthropoda, Insecta, Coleoptera, Curculionidae.